Messenger RNA from Lethenteron reissneri (Far Eastern brook lamprey), 1359 nucleotides. Its product is annotated as UV excision repair protein RAD23 homolog B-like. Lineage: Eukaryota; Metazoa; Chordata; Hyperoartia; Petromyzontiformes; Petromyzontidae. The record is from RefSeq and is a predicted model, not a curated record. Gene Ontology annotation, cellular component: nucleoplasm; cytosol. Gene Ontology annotation, biological process: proteasome-mediated ubiquitin-dependent protein catabolic process; nucleotide-excision repair. Gene Ontology annotation, molecular function: polyubiquitin modification-dependent protein binding; damaged DNA binding; ubiquitin binding.
UGCGCAUGCGCGGCACAGUGAGUCAGGAGUCUCCGCUUGGCACCCGCCAGAGGCCUUCUCCUCACCACCUCACCUCACCACCCUCACCUCACCACCCUCACCUCACCACCUCCUCACCCUCCUCACCACCUCCUCCACCGUCACCUCGUCGUCGGCUCGCGCAAGGCCGCUCGCCAUGCUCAUCACGCUCAAGACGCUGCAGCAGCAGACAUUCAGGGUGGACGCCGACCCCGAUGAGACGGUGAAGGGCUUCAAGGAGAAGAUCGAGGCAGAGAAGGGAGCAGACGCCUUCCCGGCCUCGGGGCUCAAGUUAAUUUACGCAGGCAAGAUCCUGAACGACGAGUCGACGCUCAGGGAGUACAAGAUCGACGACAAGAACUUCGUGGUCGUCAUGGUGGGCAAGGGCGCGGCAGGAGCUCAGACCAGCGGUGCCACCAGCAGCAGCACCAGCAGCAGCGCCGCCGCCGCUGCACCCGCCGCCACGCAGGAACCAGCGGCGCCAGCCCCCGUGGCGGCCGCACCGCCCGCCAGCCGGCCCUCCGCGGAGGCCGGCGCCGCGCCAGCCACACAGCCCGCGCCCAGCCCAGCGGUGACGACGCCCCCCACCCCUGCCGGCGCCAGCGGCGCCAGCGGCAGCCUCGUCGACGCCGCCUCCUCCACGCUGGUGACAGGCCAGGCCUACGACAUGGUGCAGGAGAUGGUGCUCAUGGGCUACGAGCGCGAGCGCGUCGUGGCGGCGCUGCGCUCCAGCUUCAACAACCCCGACCGCGCCGUCGAGUACCUCCUCACGGGCAUGCAGGAAGGCGAGGGGCUGGCUGCAGACGCUCCCGCUGAGAGCCAGCAGCAGCGGCAGCAGCAGCGGCAGGCGGCUUCCGCGCCCAGCGCCCCGGCCGCCUCGGGCACCACCAGCAGCAGCAGCACGGCGAGUACCGGUGGCACCGCGUCGCAGGGCUCCAGAUCCGGCAACCCGCUGGAGUACCUGCGGAACCAGGCACAGUUCCGCUACAUGCGGCGCGCCGUGCAGCAGAACCCCGGCCUGCUGCCCGCCCUGCUGCAGGAGCUGGGCGUCCAGAACCCUCAGCUGCUUGCGGAGAUCAGCCAGUACCAGGAGGAGUUCAUCCACAUGCUCAACGAGCCGGGCGAGGAGGGCGCCGAGGAGCCCGGCGCCGACGAGCCGGGCGCAGACCGGCCGCAGGUCAUCCAGGUCACGCCCGACGAGAUGGACGCCAUCGAGAGGCUCAUGGGCCUGGGCUUUGAGCGGCGCCUGGCGAUGGAGGCCUACUUUGCCUGCGACAAGAACGAGAACCUGGCGGCAAACUUCCUCCUACAGCACAUCGUGGACGACGACUGAGUCCACCA